GAGACUCUUCUAGAUCAUUCUGUCCGUUUCGUCGUCUUCCGAGAUGGUCUGCCCGUCAAGUGUAGCCUUGUCAGUUUUAUUCACUAUUCUUGUUGCCAAUUCACUUCGUUGUGAAGCAACUUCCGUGGUGACAUGCAUGUUGUGCACAGUUGUCAGUGAGUCUCUUGAAAGAGAGAUGACACCUACUGCAACAGUUAAUUCAAUGUUCAAAAAGUGCGAUAAAAUGGGACUCAUGGAGCCUGUUUGUGUGCAAUUCGUGUCCGAGAAUGUGAAGGAAAUGUUUCAACGUGUUCGACAAGGUAUUCCAUCAACAAGUGUCUGUCAGGCGUUGCGAUUCUGUGACCUACAGUAAUCCUUUGAGUGGAGGAAAUGCAUUUUGUAAUAAAGUCAUUUGAAAUGUUUA
Molecule: messenger RNA, 403 nt
Organism: Caenorhabditis elegans
Lineage: Eukaryota; Metazoa; Nematoda; Chromadorea; Rhabditida; Rhabditidae
Gene: ssp-28
Product: Saposin B-type domain-containing protein
Exons: 2
Coding region: 44-352 (102 amino acids)
Source: RefSeq, marked reviewed